UUGCACAAUUUCACUCUUUCUCAACUCAUUAAAUAAAAUCUUCAUUUGUUGGUUCAACCACUUGACUUUUUAGCAGUAACAAAUAACAAUCCCUCCGCCCACAAAUAAUCUUCUUGUAUUUCUUUCCGUAUAUAUGAUUUAAGCAUUCGUUAAUUCCGAUUAUUUUGUCUUCCACUUUCUAAUAUUUGGAUUUUUUUUAUUUUAAUUGUGGGUUCUGUUCCUGCUUCUCCAUCAUGGGUUUUUAUUUAAUGAAUUUUUUGUAGUACAAAUAAUUUAAUCUAUACACUUUCUUGUAUCUAUGUUAAGUACUAUGGUGUAAGAUUAUUUAUGUUUGGUAUGUCCCCUGCUUUCUCCUUUUCAGAUUUUUAUAAGCAACUAAACAACACUGUCUAAGCUAUCUUUUUUGCAACUUUUGUUUUCAUCAGGUGAUUUUUAAAAUUUUGGUAAUGAUGCAACAUUAUGAGCUCCAACAGAUGAAUAACAUGGAGACAGCCGAAAGCUCGGCGGAGCGAUUUUAUGUUUGCACUGAGACUACCGCUGAAUCAUGCACCAAGCUCUUCUCCAUAAGACAUUAUGUUUAUCUUUCGCGUCAAAAGAAUACAUUUCAGAACUGGCCAUUCCAGGAGAAAUACCUAAAAUCGUGCCUUGAGUAUGGUGUUACAAACGUGCUUCCACCUCUUGAAGCUCGAGGUGUACUUGAAAGGACAAGUAUUUCAUAUGAUGAGAGAAAUGUGGCGAAUGUAGGAAAUGAUCAUGACUUAGUUGAAACAACAUUAUCUAUGAAAUCUGAACAAGUCCAGUACAUAAACGAGGUCACAGCCAUAAAUCCUAGUGCAAUAUCAGCGCAAGAGGGGAAUAAAACAAGGAAGUGGAGGCGUAAAAUGAAGACUAUGGCAGAGAUUUUCGCUACUGCAAAGCGUUGCACUUUAGAAGAGGUUGAUGAAAUGGAUGACUUAAGUUGCACUUCUGUUACAGCCCUGGAUAUAGACAGAGAACAUAGGAGAAAAAAUCAGGUUGAUUUCGAGUACUUCGAUUCUAAAUCAGAGCUCACUGAUGAUGGUGCAGAUUGUAAUAACAGACUGUCCAAACGUAUGCCAGUGUUAAAGUCUUGAAGCAGAUUACCAAGUUCAUCAUUUAGUACAACUAAUCUAAUUACCAAGAAUCGGACAAAAGGAUGUAACAGGAGGGCGCGAACUUAUGAUUCAAAAUCAUCAUUCGAGCUGCAGGAUGCAUAUAUAUUUAUGUCGAAGUGAAAUACUUGAUUUGAAUCUCAUAUUGAUUGUCAUUUUGGGUACUGAUUGUCAUUGCUAUUGGAGAUCCGAAGAUCUACGUGCAAAACAUUGUGGAUUUGUAGAGUUCUAGAAACAAAGGUGAUGAAGUAUGACUCACAAUACAUUUGAUGGUCAAAUAUGUUAUGCACUUAUGCUGUAUUUUGGUCUCAUCUUCUUUGCUUAACU
Molecule: messenger RNA, 1457 nt
Organism: Chenopodium quinoa (quinoa)
Lineage: Eukaryota; Viridiplantae; Streptophyta; Magnoliopsida; Caryophyllales; Amaranthaceae
Exons: 3
Coding region: 447-1112 (221 amino acids)
Source: RefSeq, a predicted model, not a curated record